AUGGCCUGCGACAUCAUAAAGUUCUACAAAUGGGGCAUGUUCCUCUGCCUCGUCAUCGCGACCAUCGCCCUCUACCUGGCCAUCAAAUGCCCGUAUGCUAGUGUUUGCCCGGCCGGCUUUGCCGCCAUGCUGAUGACGGGCAUCUUUGCUGCAGCCUCCGGGAUCUUCAUGUUCUUCGUGAAGCGCUCUUUGAGCCACGUGCGGAAGCUGCACAUGGAGGAUUUGUCCGCCAAGAAGAUGACGGCGAAGACGCGGCGCUGCGGCGGCAUCGCACGGAAGUGCCCCUGCUGGUCCCGGUGGCUCUUCUUCUUCAUGAGCGUCGGGGUGAUCAGCGGCUUUGCGGUGGGCGUGCUGUUGUCCACCUGCCCGGAAGCGGGUGAUAAGCUCUGGCUGGGGAAAGACUGCGAGAUGAAGACGCCUGACCCCAAGUCGGAGUUCGGAGUGCUCUUCGCGCUCUGGUUCAUCUUGGCCGUGCUCUCCACCCGGGUGAAUGCUCAGAAGAAGCCCUGGCCGUUCCUGUACGAGCCGGAGCCGGAGGAUACCACUUUCAAGGGCCGCGGCCUCUUCGCCUUUUGCGCGCCCUGCGACAUGCUCUCCAGGCUCGGCAUCCAAACCGCCAAGCCACCAAUUCAGGGCUCGCCGAGACGCGCUGCUGGGUUGCGCCAGGUUCUCGCAUUGCCGCCUGGCCUUCUGGACGCCCGCGCGGAGAUGGCGGAGGUCCAUCCGCAGGACUCUCUCGCGGCGCGGCGGCUGGAGUCGUUCCUGAAGGCGGUGGAAAGGAUGCCAGGGGAGCUGGAGAUCUUGGUGCAGAGGCGGCGCAAAAACCUCUGGGGUGAAGAGGAGGAGGAGAGGACCUGGGACAGUUCUGACUUCAACUGCGGCAAGAACGAGGUCAGGGCGUCCCGGGUCUGCCCCUUCCAGCGAUCACGAGCAGAUGGUCGGCACGUGCAGCGGCAGAUGCUGCGCCUCUAG
Effrenium voratum is the source of this 972-nucleotide messenger RNA. Lineage: Eukaryota; Dinophyceae; Suessiales; Symbiodiniaceae. The record is from the annotation of a GenBank genome assembly.